Danaus plexippus (monarch butterfly) is the source of this 494-nucleotide messenger RNA. RefSeq names its product enhancer of yellow 2 transcription factor-like. The record is from RefSeq and is a predicted model, not a curated record. Bases 112 to 393 code for a protein of 93 amino acids. Gene Ontology annotation, biological process: positive regulation of DNA-templated transcription; regulation of transcription by RNA polymerase II; poly(A)+ mRNA export from nucleus. The transcript is spliced from 2 exons. NCBI's taxonomy places the organism in Eukaryota, Metazoa, Arthropoda, Insecta, Lepidoptera, Nymphalidae. Gene Ontology annotation, cellular component: SAGA complex; nuclear pore; DUBm complex. Gene Ontology annotation, molecular function: transcription coactivator activity; chromatin binding.
UGACUUAUGUCAAAAUCAUGAUCUCCAAGACUCAAGUGACGGCUAAGAGUGUAUAAAUUUAUAACUGUUAUUCGUUGUAUAUUUCGUUGAUAAACUUGUUUCCAUAUAAAAAUGACGGUAAAUAAUACAAUAGCUCACCAAAGAUUAACCUUAACAGGAGAUCGUGAAAGAUUUAAGGAACUUUUAAGACGUCGAUUGAUUGAGUGUGGAUGGAGAGAUCAAGUGAGAAUGCUAUGCCGGGAAAUAGUAAAAGAAAAUGAUGGAAACAAUGUAACAUUUGACACACUCGUGACGCGAGUUACUCCCAGAGCAAGAGCCCUUGUACCAGACACUGUUAAGAAGGAAUUGCUACAGAAAAUUAAAACUCAUCUAUUAACUCAAAAAGAACAAUAGUAUUAGUAUAUAACAUCAAACACUGACAGUUUAUUCUUAUUAUAAAAUCUCAAUUAUUUAUGGACACUGUAAGAGCUUAAAUAAAUAAAUCAUGCAACCAA